Aspergillus ibericus CBS 121593 is the source of this 1420-nucleotide messenger RNA. RefSeq names its product SUR7/PalI family protein. The transcript is spliced from 4 exons. NCBI's taxonomy places the organism in Eukaryota, Fungi, Ascomycota, Eurotiomycetes, Eurotiales, Aspergillaceae. The coding region runs from base 302 to 1039 and encodes 245 amino acids. Gene Ontology annotation, cellular component: membrane raft; plasma membrane; cell cortex. The record is from RefSeq and is a predicted model, not a curated record. Gene Ontology annotation, biological process: fungal-type cell wall organization; septin cytoskeleton organization; cortical actin cytoskeleton organization.
GCACAACCUUUGAACCACUCAAUGGGAUCACUGCCGUGAUGCGUUCUCAUCAUUAUAUCACUACUAUGGUACCCCUGGUACUUUAUCCCCCGGGGUCACCACCACCGGCUUCUCCGGAUAUCCGCUUGACUACUGCAACCUUUCAGACCCUUCCCUCCUCGCGAGUUCUCGUCCUUCCUACCUAAUACUUCCUCGCCCUCAAACAAUAGCAGUUUGUUGCGAUUCAGAAGCUCAAAUAGCUUGCGCUGGGAUUUCGUUUUCUGUAUCUGGAGUCCAUCAAUUACAAAGACAUACCGCCAUAAUGGCUCUCAGCAGAGUCGCAAUGGGCUUUCUAGGCCUGUUCUUCACAGCAGGAGCUCUUGUACUCAUGUUCCUCACAUUUUUGGGAGGGGCGAGGAACUCGCGCCCGCUGAACGAAAUCUACUUCUUGCAAGUUGAUACGAGUAAUAUUCCAGGGGCGCCAUCCCUGUCUCGUUGGACUUAUUGGGAGUUGUGUGCUGUUGUAAAUGGGAAAAGCGAUUGCGGAUCGUCUCACCCCGAUUAUCCAUUCGAUCCCCCAAGCGAACACAACUUUGACACCACUGUCAACAUUCCCUCUGCUUUCGUUGGAACGAACCACUACUAUCUAACGUCUCGGUUCUCGUUCCCUUUCCACCUUCUCGCCCUCUUCUUUGGCGUGUUGUCGCUCUUCACCGGAUUCCUAGCCAUGUGCACGCGCAUCGGAGGCUAUGUGUCCUCACUGCUUGCUUGGAUUGCCCUGGUAUUCCAAAUCAUCACGACCUGUCUUAUGACUGCUGUCUACGUUCAGGGUCGCAACAAAUUCAACGCCAACGGCCAGUCGGCCAAACUCGGUGUUAAGGCUUUCGCCUUCAUGUGGACGGCUGUGGCUUGUCUCUUACUGUCUUGCAUCUUCUACUGCAUAGGUGGUGCUGUUGGUCGAAAGGAAAGAGGAUACAGCGGCCGGGAGCAUCGUCGGCGUGGUUUCUUCUCAAGCGCGCGUUCAGCCAGUGUGAGAAGCAACAAGGAAACUGCGCCCUAAAUCUGGCACGACCCUUUUUUCCACCAUUGAUCUGAAAAUGAAUAUGCUGAACUAGGGUAUCUCAAUGCCUAUUAUAGUGCAACAAUCGGCUACAUGUUUGCCCAUGAACUACGAACCAGAACAUGGGAUGUAUCUCUGAGGGAGGUAUCUGAUCUUUUCGAUGACCUUCCAGCGUUGGAGUUUGAGAUCUCACUUUAUACCCUCCCUUGUGACUAAGUAAGGUCACGUCAAGAACUAUUAAUGUGUCCUCGUUAAUGAAUCUGUCUGUCUGUGUGCUCGGCCAAUGAUUUCAUGUAUCAUACUGUCUCUUGCUACUUGACAUCUCUUCAACCUUAAUUAUAAUACGACCUGCCUGAAAAAUUAUACCUUGUAUCUCAAAUA